CCCAAGUCAUCCUUAGCAAAAGGGUAGUCCCAGCUAUGAUUCCCUUUGCUAUCCCUUUCAAAUGUUUUACCUUUGUACACUAAAACAGUCCUCCUAAGUUUAAUUUUCUAUAAAGCCAGCACCACAAUUAGAACCACCCUAUGAAAUUUCCCUUAAUAUCAAUGGAAACUCCUUGGAAGGUUUCUGUGAUGUGAGCUUUUCUUUGCAUUAUAUGUAUGUUGUUUUUGCUGCUCCUGUAAAUGACAAAUGGCAACAACAACAACAACAACAAACACAUCGUUAUUCGAUUUUGAUCCUUCUUCUUCUCCUUUCUUGAUUCAAUUAAUGGAGGCGAAUUACACGAACAACACACAAAUGAGUUGUAAUGUUACCAGUUUUAGCCCCUUAGACUCUUCUGGGAGUGAUCAGUAUUUCGAUGGAAAUGGUCUCGAGGUUUCUGAUUACUUCUCAUUUCACGACUAUGGGAACGAGCAACAAUCGAUGGGUUUUGAACAGAUUCAGGGUUUCGGGUGUCAUGGAACCGAGUUUUUCCAUGUAGGAGAAAAUAGCAAUAUUCAGAAUGAAGGAGGGAAUACUAACUUAGGAGAAAGCAUGAGAAGCAGAAAAGAAAAGAAGGAAAGAGUUGCAUUCAGAAUGAAAUCAGAGAUUGAUGUAGUAGACGACGGCUACAAAUGGCGAAAAUAUGGCAAGAAAAUGGUCAAAAAUAGCCCAAAUCCAAGGAACUACUACAGGUGUGCAGCAGAUGGUUGCCCGGUGAAGAAGCGAGUAGAAAGGGACAGGGACGACAUGAGAUACGUAAUCACAACGUAUGAAGGCAAUCAUAACCAUCAAUCGCCUAAGUAACGGAAUAAGUAUGUUUCUCAAUCCGAGCAGCUUUCAGCUGCAAUGACGUUCAUAGGAUAAAGGGCGUGUGGUAGACAAAGGACCAGGAAGUUUUUUUGCACAUAAUAUUAUGUGUUUCUACUUUUUCUGGUGGAUCAAUAUGCAGUAAUACAGUUGAGCACAAUAAAAACUAGUUUCUUUUAGGUUUAUCAGAAACACAUGUAGUAUCAUAUGUACUUUUUUAACACCAUUAGUAUAUAAAGAAUAUACUUUAUUGCAUAAGCUUUUAUAAGUAAACAAUGGUGGUGGUGUUCAAUGUUCAGACUAUAAAAGGAAAUGGACAAGGACAAGAACAAUUU
This is a messenger RNA of Amaranthus tricolor (Joseph's coat), 1181 nucleotides long. RefSeq names its product probable WRKY transcription factor 51. Gene Ontology annotation, biological process: regulation of DNA-templated transcription. Lineage: Eukaryota; Viridiplantae; Streptophyta; Magnoliopsida; Caryophyllales; Amaranthaceae. Gene Ontology annotation, molecular function: DNA-binding transcription factor activity; sequence-specific DNA binding. The record is from RefSeq and is a predicted model, not a curated record. The transcript is spliced from 3 exons. Bases 247 to 843 code for a protein of 198 amino acids.